AAAACCGUUAUCAACGAGUAACAUUCUUGCUCUUGUUCAUAUAUAAUCAUACGUUACAUAUAACAUGUUAUUGAUAAUUGGAAUCUAGUCAUUACUUUUGAUUCGAGAAAUGAAUCACUAGUGUAUAUAUAAAAUGUUGUAUGCAUCACGUUGGCCAGGUGAUAAUAUUCAAAAUGGAGGAGCAGCAGACUGACAGUAAGAAAAGAAAAAUCCAUCCCAUAGAUCGAGGAAAUCCAUUCUACAAAUAUUUCUUCUGCUGGCUACUUCCUUAUUUAUCUAAGGGCCUUAAGCGGGAGAUAGACGAAGAUGACAUGUACGAAACCAGACGAUCCCAGCAAUCCAAAAAACUGGGGGAGAAACUAGAAGCCAUAUGGAAUGACGAAACAAAAAAAGACGAGCCUUCUCUGCUCUUAGCAAUCUUUAAGGUAUUCAAAACCGAAAUAUUCUUUUAUGGGGGAUUCCACGUCUUCGCAGAAUCUUUGAGGCUGUGCCAACCCCUACUAGUAUCCAAACUGGUAUCUUUCUUCGCCCCUGACGCUUCUCCAGUCGAUAAAACAGAGCUCUACACUUACGCCGCCUUGACUGUCCUAAUGUCGUUCGGACACGUCUGCUGCGUCCACAACUAUCAGCUGUGGGUCAUGGCCUUGGGCAUGAAAAUAAGGAUAACGGCCUGUUCGCUUAUCUACCGCAAAGCUCUCAGACUAAGCAAAUCGGCGUUGGCCGACACCACCAUUGGUCAGAUGGUCAAUUUGCUAUCCAAUGACGUCGGGAGAUUUGAUUUUGCUGCCCAGCACCUGCACAACCUGUGGAUAGCACCUGUUGAGACCAUGGUUGUCAUGGUGCUGCUGUAUUUUUAUGUAGGACCGACUGGAUUAGUGGGGUCGUUCUUCCUGUUGUCCUUCAUUCCGAUCCAGAUGUACAUGGCCAAACUAACCUCGAGAUACAGGCUCAGAACUGCCAUUCGUACCGACGAGCGAGUGCGUCUAAUGAACGAAAUCAUCACUGGGAUACAGGUCAUCAAAAUGUACACUUGGGAAAAACCUUUCGCCAAACUAGUGGAGCUCGCCAGAUGGAAAGAGAUGGAACAGAUAAAAGCUACAUCGACCAUACGUGCCAUAAUGAUGUCAUUCAAUAUGAUGUUGAGCAGAGCAGCAAUUUGUCUCUGCAUCAUUACCUACGUACUUACAGGCAAUACUUUAACUGCUUCUUACGCUUAUACAAUCACCGCCUUCUAUGUCAUACUGAGGACCUCAGUUACCAUGUUCUUUCCACAAGCCAUCACGCAAUUCGCAGAGACCAAGGUGUCAAUCAACAGAAUCCAAAAAUUCUUGCUAGCUGAUGAACUGAAGAAGCAGGAGGUUGUCAGUAGUAAUGGGGUUAAUAGUGAGACUCCUAAGCACCCCGCUCAAGGGGUGCAUUUAAAAGAGGUUUCUGUUAAAUGGAUGAAGUCAUCACACGAGAACACUCUACACAACGUCAACUUCGAUCUUAGCCAAAACCAAUUGGUAGCCGUGGUAGGUCCAGUAGGUGGGGGUAAAUCGACCCUGCUCCACGUUAUCCUGAGAGAGCUACUACCCGUCUCAGGUUCGAUAUCAGUAAAAGGUACCAUAUCCUAUGCUUCUCAGGAACCUUGGUUGUUUGGUGCCAGCGUCAGGCAAAACAUCCUAUUCGGUCAAGCCUACGAGGAGAAAAGGUACGAAGAGGUCCUGAGGGUUUGCGCACUUCAGAGAGACAUCACCCUUUUUCCUUACGGCGACAGAACCCUAGUGGGAGAAAGAGGGGUAUCUCUGAGUGGAGGACAAAGAGCUAGGAUCAACCUGGCCAGGGCUGUGUACAAAGAAGCUGACAUCUACUUGCUAGACGAUCCUCUGUCAGCUGUAGACACUCAUGUAGGCGAACAACUCUUCAACGAAUGCAUCUGCGGGUACCUGAGCAACAAGUGUGUGGUACUGGUGACCCAUCAGCUGCAGUACCUGAGUAACGCCCACCGCAUCUAUCUACUGGAAAACGGUGAGGUUAGAUCCUCGGGUACCUACCAGGAGUUGAAAGCUACUGAUAGCGACUUCACCAAGCUUCUAGAGGAGUCCGAGGAAGAGGUUAAGAAGGAAGUGGAACGUAAAUUAUCGACUAUGAAUGUUGAAGAAAAGACCAAGCAAGAGGACAUGCCUGUGAUUACACGAGAAAGAGAGACUAGGGCCCAUGGUACUGUUACUUGGCACAUCUACAAGAGCUAUAUGAGAGCUGGUGGAAGCUGGCUCAAAACUUUCUGUAUUGCAUUGACAUUUAUCUUAGCGCAAGCCUUUGGCAGUAUCACUGACUAUUUCAUCACCAUUUGGGUAAACGUAGAACAGUUGAGAGAGAAACAGGAUACCACAAGGUCCUUGUCGAAGCGAACCUUAGACUUUGCAUCAACAAACAUUACGACAACUUUGAUUCCUUCAGUGAACAUUACAGAACCACUUGAAGCUCCCGAGAGUGAAUGGGACUCUUUACUCACCAAGAAUGUUUGUGUCACAAUCUACGCUUUCUUGAUCCUCUUCACAAUGAGCACCACUGUCACUAGAUCGAUUUCCUUCUUCAGAUACUGCAUGAAAGCCUCAACGCGAUUGCAUAACGCCAUGUUCGGCAAAAUCGUCUACUCCACCAUGAGGUUUUUCAACAUAAACCCUUCAGGAAGAAUUCUCAAUAGGUUCUCCAAAGAUGUUGGUGCUGUUGAUGAAACUCUUCCUAUCACCAUCACUGACACCAUUGCGAUUGGACUGAAUGUUUUCGCCACCGCUACGGUUAUUGGUACAGUAAAUCCAUGGGUGAUGGUACCAGCUGUGAUAAUUCUGAUAAUGUUCUACUUCUUGAGGAAAGCUUUCCUCUCUUCUAGUAGGAACAUCAAACGUGUAGAGGCAAUAACUCGUAGCCCGAUUUACACGCAUCUAAGUGCAUCUCUACAAGGCUUGACGACUAUAAGAGCCUUUGGAGCUGAAGAAAUUCUCACCCAGGAGUUUGACAACUACCAGGAUAGUUAUACCUCUGCGUAUUUCAUGUUCUUGACAGCCAAUAGAGCUUUCGGUUACUGGCUUGAUCUGCAUUGCGUUUUUCUCAUCGGUUUUGUUACUUUCAGUGUUUUGUUCAUCCAGAAUGAGUCUCUUGGUGGUAAUGUUGGUCUUUCUCUGACUCAAUCUAUCAACCUGACUGGGAUGUUCCAAUGGGGCAUGCGGCAGUGGUCCGAACUAGAGAAUCAAAUGACCUCAGUAGAACGAAUCCAAGAGUAUGCUGACAUCACUCCAGAAAUAGAUGUGAACACCAAGCCUCCUCCCAAAUUUUGGCCAGAACACGGAAAUUUAAAAUUCGAAAAUAUGUCUCUGAGGUACUCGGAAGACAUGCCUUACGUGCUGAAAGAGCUCUGCUUCGAGAUCAAGUCCAGGGAAAAGAUUGGGAUAGUGGGUAGGACGGGAGCUGGGAAGACCUCAUUGAUUCAAGCUCUAUUCCGAUUGGCUGAGAUAGAGGGGCACAUAUGGGUAGAUGGAGUCGAUACAAAAACGGUGUCGCUGGGGGUCUUGAGGUCGAAGAUUUCUAUUAUACCACAAGAGCCUGUACUGUUUUCUGGGACACUGAGGAAGAAUCUGGACCCUUUCGAUGAAUACCAGGAUGAGAUUUUGUGGAACGCUUUGGAAGAGGUAGAGCUGAAGAAUGCUGUGGGAGAAUUGCAAUCAGGUUUGGACAGUAAGAUGGCUGAAGGUGGAUCCAACUUUAGCGUCGGUCAAAGACAGCUGGUAUGCCUAGCUCGCGCUAUAAUACGCAACAACAAGAUCUUGGUGAUGGAUGAAGCCACUGCCAACGUCGAUCCACAUACUGACGCUCUUAUACAGAACACCAUAAGGCGUAAAUUCGCUAGUUGUACGGUGUUGACCAUAGCGCACAGACUGCAUACGAUCAUGGACUCCGAUAAGGUGUUGGUGAUGGAUGCUGGACGAGCUGUGGAGUUUGGGCAUCCCUUUUCGCUUUUGCAGAACAAACAGGGGACGUUCUAUGGGCUAGUGAAACAAACAGGGUCUGCGAUGGCUCAGAGCUUACAAGCUAUUGCAGAAGAGAGUUUUUCGAAGAAUAGAGAACAACUUCCAGAAUAGUGAUAUAUUUUUAUAAAGAUGUGUACAUUGCCGGUAUUUUUGAUAAAGGUCUUGAUAAGU
Messenger RNA from Phaedon cochleariae (mustard beetle), 4181 nucleotides. The record is from the annotation of a GenBank genome assembly. Lineage: Eukaryota; Metazoa; Arthropoda; Insecta; Coleoptera; Chrysomelidae.